AUGACUUCCCAACCAACAUACCCGCUUGUUAAGCUCCCUCAUCCAUUCCUAACAAGCUACCGCAUCACUACUACCAACUCAUCACCAACUACUCUCUCCCUAACCCUCGACUCUCAGCCCACCAACGGCCAAACACCUCCAGAACCUCUUCAUAAUGCCAACCUAAGCUUCCUCCCAAUCACGUCCCGCCCAUCAACUUCCGUCCCUCCAGCAUCAGACAAUAGUCUCUGGGCUCGAGCCUACCGAAGCCCAAGCACGACAUUCUCCUGGACAGAAAUCUCCCCUCCAUCCCUAGGACAAAUCUGGAACCUGAUCCACGCUCUCUACCUCUCCUCCCCAACAAACGAGUACUUCCGUCUCUCCCUCGCAGGACAAGGCAGAGAGACACUCCGUACCGAACUCCUCGUCACCGGGCUAGGAAUUGCACAUCCACAGCCAUGGACCGGGAAAGUGAUUGAUACCGCCUUCGCCCCAACUCCUGAUUCCAAAGACGAGAUCCUAAUCCUCAGAAGCGCAUUCUGGCAAGGCGCCGCCUCCCCCUUCGGCCCCCGUCCCAUCUGGGCCCUCGGCUCAGGAACGUCCGGCCCCCUCCGCAACCCCAUCGCCUCCUAUCCACUGAUGCCAGAAACCUACACGCAAACGAUGAAAUUCCCCCUCGAGCCCAUCUACGCGCGCCACCCGAUCCGUCGGCCCAAACCGCACCCCGGGUCGAUCUGCUACAGUCGGUAUAUCCCCGAGCUGGACGAGCACUUCUCGCUGGAGGUGGUGGAUUGGAGGGAUGGGGAGCAUUUGGGGCUGUUUAAUAGGUGGCAGAAUGAUCCGAGGGUGGCGGCGGGGUGGAAUGAGAUGGGGACGCUGGAUGAGCAUAGGGGGUAUUUGAGGAGGUUGGGGGACGAUCCGCAUGUGCUGUGUUUGUUUGGGAGGUUUGAGGGGAGGAGGUUUGCGUAUUUUGAGUUGUAUUGGGCGACGGAAGACCACUACGGCGCACACUACGCCUCCUCCCCCUACGACCGCGGCCGCCACUCCCUAGUAGGCGACUCCACCUUCCGGGGCUCCAAGCGCGUCAGCGCCUGGUACAGCAGCUGCAUCCACUACUGCUUCCUGGACGACCCUCGAACAGCCAACGUUGUCGGCGAGCCGAAAGCCACGGGAGGCACGAUCCUCAGCUAUGAGAAUAGUCAGGGCUUGACCAUUGGUAAGUAUGUGGAUCUGGGACAUAAGAGGAGUGUGCAUAGUGUUUGCAGCAGGGAGAAGUGGUUUCAGCUUUGUCCGGUUUGGUGGGAUGGGAGGGAGAAGCCGCUGGAGAGUGCGGAUAGGGCGGCUUGGAAUGCGAAGUUGUAG
Messenger RNA from Cadophora gregata, 1341 nucleotides. RefSeq lists its product as uncharacterized. The record is from RefSeq and is a predicted model, not a curated record. The transcript has 2 exons. Gene Ontology annotation, biological process: siderophore biosynthetic process. Bases 1 to 1341 code for a protein of 446 amino acids. NCBI's taxonomy places the organism in Eukaryota, Fungi, Ascomycota, Leotiomycetes, Helotiales, Ploettnerulaceae.